UGAGGAGGUGAAGAAACAGCCGGGAUUUACAGUUGGGUAAGACAGCCACCGUUCCUAGACUAUUUGUCUCGUUUUGAAAUUUAGAGAGAUUUGCAACUUGUAAGCCAAAGAAUGCACAAUAGCAAAUAUCGUGCUUAAUACUAUGAACACGUCCGUUAAAAACAGAUUAACCAUUGCUAGGUCAGGAGUCCUCGGUAACGUCGAUCACUUGUAACAGCACCAAAAGCUAGUUUGUCCGACAAUUUAACUCAACAUAACAACCUUUGAUUGUGUGGCGAUUGAAGUUUUUGGCAUAUACCAAGGACGAUGGCAAAGGGAUUAAGAUACUCAAGUUACAUAUUUUAUUUUGCUGUAUUUACACUUCCACUCGUAGUGUGUCAGGUGAAGUUUACAACUUCCUACAGAGGAGGGAAAGUGACAGGAGUUCUAGGUUCUUCGUUCAAUUUCACAUGGACUUUAAGUGGAAACGUUCAAAGGUUUGAAUGGGGCACAGCUAAAGGCGUAAAUAACUUGGAUGAAGUUCUAGUUUCUAUCGACAAAUCCAACAACGUUAAUACCAUUGGAAAGUCCUCUCGAUACUAUGGACGUGUGAGCGGAGUCUGGGAUGGUAGAAACCCUGGACAGGUCACUUAUAUGCUGAACUCGAUAAACAUGGGAGACGAAAGGAGCUAUGCUUGCAGGCUCAGACCAGUGAGCAUGUUUGAUCCGUAUGCUUUUGAUAAAGUACGGUUGCUUGUAUCUGUGGCUAAACCAACACUUGAGGGAGGUCAAACGCAGUAUAUAGCCAGAGGCAGCCGAAUGUAUCUGACGUGUCGGUACAGCCCUUUGCCUCCUGUAUCCAAGGUGCAAUGGAUUAAAGAUGGGAUUGUGAUCACACAAAACACAACCGUUUUGAUUAAAGACUCACGGAUGAAUAUCACAAAGUACAACGAGACGCAAACACAGCUAUCAAUUACGAAAGUUACCGCAAAGGAUGCUGGAAAGUACGUAUGCAAUGUCACAUAUGAUAGUGACAGUGCAUCGGAAACGAAGAUAGUUUUUAUUGGAAUCAAGCCAGAAGUUGUAAUUGUUGGCGAUCUAGAGAGGUUUAUAGCUAAAGGUGACGACGUUGAGUUGACAUGUCGGUAUAAUGCUUCACCGCUAGUGUCUAAGGUACAGUGGAUUAAAAACGGCACAGUGAUGGCGGUAAAUACCUCUGUUCUGAUAAGUGACGCACGGGUGACUGUUUCGGGUUACAAUACAAGUCAAGCGGUGAUGUCAAUCACUGCAGUUACUCAAGAGGACAGUGGAAAUUAUACCUGCAGGGUUACAAAUCAUGUCGAUAGUACAUUGGCCACGACAGUGAUUACAAUUGAAGCUAAACCUUCCAUCACUACUUUUCCACAAAGUGUUACUAUCAGAGAAGGAGAAAAUGUGACUUUACAAUGCAACGCGACCGGAGGUUCAUCAUUAGAAAUAUCUUGGAGCUUUAGGGGAUCUUUGAUGAUGAAAAAUGGAGGGGUGGGAAACAUUCUCACCUUGUCAAUAGUGAAUGUGAACAGAAAGUAUGGUGGAGAUUACCGGUGUGUUGUGAGGAGCAGGAUUGGGAACAACACCUCUACCUCUACGCUUAAUGUGCAAUUUGCGCCCGAAAUCCUAAACCAGCUUCCACUGAACACCACUCGGCUGACCAGGGAAGGAUACAAAUAUAUUGUAUUUAGCUGCACAGUUGUUGGAAACCCUCCACCUCUUGUUUAUUGGACGAAAAAUGGAUUGAUAUUGAACGUGACAGCAAAUCCACGAUUAAGUGCACCAUCAUGGAACUCUAUUUACAGCCUGAAUAUCAUCAAUGUAAGUCGAUCAGACGCAGGGCAAUAUCGUUGUUUGGCUAUCAACAGUGUCGGAAACUCAGCAUCUCAUGGGGAGACCCUUAAAGUAUUUUAUGUACCCAAGAUCACAGUUCAUCCUCAGAAUAUCACUACAAAAGAAGGAGGUAGCCUCAGCAUAUAUUGUAACGCUACUGGAAAUCCAGACCCAACAGUAUCGUGGACCAAAGAUGGAUCUCUCAUACGUAGAAAUCUCAGGAUUGCUAUGUCGGCGGACAACAAGCAGCUGACCAUAACCAAUGCAGCUGCAUCAGACAGUGGAGAAUAUCGAUGUACCGCUGUGAACAGCAUUGGAAAAUACGCUUCCAUCGCUUCUACAGUCAUUGUUCAAUCUGCACCCAAAGCACCAAAAUAUGUGAGAGUUGUCUCAAAGAGUUCAAGAGUCGUAAAUAUCUCCUGGACGGCUGGUUUUAAUGGAAACAGUGCUAUUACAAACUACACGGUAGAGAUCAGUGAACAUAAUCAGAUGUCCUUUAGAGAUGCAGCAUGUCAAGGAUCUCUCUCAAGAAGUUCCUGUGUGAUAUCCAGCCCCUUUACAAGUGCUUCUCUUUAUGGCCUUCUUCCCUGGACAACAUACUUUGUCAGAGUUUUUGCAAGGAACAUGGUGGGCUCUAGUAUAGGCAGCUCUUUAGUGAAUGUUACCACAAAUGAAGAAGAGCCGACUGCAGCUCCUACGAAUGUGAGAGGACAUAACACCAGCUCAACCAGCAUCUUAGUGGAGUGGGGUGAUGUUCCAGCUGCAAAUCGGAAUGGUAUCAUUUUAACUUGCACUAUCACCUAUCAUUCGCUGAUUGAGAAUGACAAUGGCAGUAAAACAGUGGAUUAUGUAGAUCAUCAAGUGAAUCUAACAAGUCUGAAAGAGUUUGUCAACUACAGCAUCACAGUGUUCGCAUCGACGGCAAAAGGGCAUGGACCGCUGAGCAAUCUUAUUGUUAUUACCACUGAUCAGGACCGGCCAUCUGCUGCUCCUUUGAUUGUGAAAGCAAUUGACCUCAGCUCCACAAGCAUCAUAGUCUAUUGGGAUGAAGUUCCGGCUCAAGAUCAGAAUGGAAUCAUUCUUACUUACACCAUUACCUAUCAGUCACUGACAGAGCAUGACAAUGGCCACUUCAUCGUAGAUUAUCCAGAGUAUCGUAAGGAGCUGAUAGGUUUAAAAGAAUAUGUAUACUACAAGAUUAAAAUUUUCGCAUCAACCGAAAAAGGGAGAGGACCUGACAGCAAUCCCAUUUCCGUCCGAACUGAUCAGGAUAAGCCUUCUGGUCCUCCAGCAUACGUGAGAGUAUACUCCUACACAACCAGCAUCUUAGUGAUGUGGGAUGAAGUUCCAGCAGAUGAUCAAAAUGGUGUUAUUACAGGCUACACCAUAACCUAUUACCCACUGCCUCAGAAUCACAGUGGCUUAGUCAGGGCAGUAAAUUCUUCUCAACAUCGAAUAACCCUAAAAGGUCUAAUAGCGUCGGCCAAUUACAGCAUCAGAGUGUUAGCAUCCACUCUUAAAGGAGAUGGACCAAGCAGUAAUCCCAUAGUUGUCACCACUUUGCAAGGGAGCAUCCCACCUAGGAUCACCAUUCAUCCCGAAUCUCAGACCAAACCAGAAGGAAGAAAUGUGACUUUAUCUUGUUACGCUGACGGAAAUCCAGAACCGACAAUAUCAUGGACUAAAAAUGGAUCUCGUAUACAAGACAAUCCCAGAAUACGUUUCUCAGUGGACAACAAGAAGGUGACUAUAAGAGAUGUAAGAAGGACAGACAGAGGCCAAUACCGAUGUGUGGCGUACAACAAACUGGGGAAGGAAUCCUCAAGGAUAGCUUUACUGACCAUCCAAUUUGCACCUGAAAUAACCAAAAUUCCAAAAGAUGCCACGAAGAAGGAAGGACAAAAAGUUAUAUUUAGCUGUUCAGCAAUUGGGAACCCUCAACCAAUAAUUCAUUGGACAAAAGACGGAAUAAGAAUUUAUGUCGAGGACAAUCCACGUUUCAAUGUAUCUUCAACAAGCGCCAGUCACAGGUUAACAAUCAUGGAUAUCCGCCAAUCAGACGCAGGAAAAUAUAGAUGUGUUGCUGAAAACAGUGUGGACAGUUCUGUUUCAUCCGCAGCGACUCUGACAGUAGCAUGUAAGGUUUUAAUUAGUCGUUUGACUCAUGACUGUUACACAUUAAGACUCGGCAUGCCUGCUCCUUGUAGAACGCGUUUGAAUUUUAUGAGGAUUUUACUCGAUUACACGCUCUGUUACAAACCCUUGACGACCCGAAUUUUCAUUCUUUCAUUCAUUCAUUCUUUUCAUUCAAACGUCGGCUGCGGUAUCUUUCAUUCCCUAUUUGAGUUUCUGGCCGAAAAGAAAUUCAUGAGGUUUAAAAUUCCCGAAAUGAAUCAUAGCAUGAAGUAUAAUGUUAUGAUUUAUUAGAAAAAAUGCAAUUCAGAUUUUUUGUUACUAAAUCUGUCUUGUGACUUAUUGAAAUCACUAGCUCUGAUUUUAGCUUUGAAAUCUGAGUUAUACACACAAGCUUCAAGCUGGCAACCUACUGAGAAUUAAAAAAGUAAUUGUCAGAGAUUGCUGUAUCGAUUAGAUUCUCAACUCGAAUUUUCCCUUUGGAAAGUACGAGUGCGUCUCUCGACACUUAACUUCUGAAUUUGCUGCAAUAGACGGUUUUUAAUGUAAAAAUCUUACUGAUUAGUCUAACCCAAUCUUUCUUAUGCUUUCUCAAUCAGACAGACGGUUUAUCUGGAACAGCAUUGGUUGCUGCCUGAAAAAUGGUUUGAAAAGUUCUGCUUUGAGUGGCUGUACACACACCAACUGUUGUUCAUAGAAUGCAGUUCUUGAUCAUCACUUGUGAUUUGUGAUCCUGAUCAUGAAUAAUAUAAGUGUUCCCUUUGUACUUUUCUCUAGCGGAUAACAGCUGGAAGGCAUUCCUAAGAUGUUUAGUGCUACGACCACAGGGAUGAGAGCCUGACCGAGUAAUUUAGAAAAAAAUUAUAAAAGCGGUAUCUAGCGCGGAAACUAUAUACCGGCUCCAUUGGAUUUGCUUAACUUAGAGGUAACAGGUAGUUCUUUAGCACUGACAAUCACCAACUCUGGAAUAUAUACCUGAGGUCAAAAGGGGUAACUGGUCAAGUCGCCCGAGAGUCGUCUCGUCCGAAGUCAUGUUCACCCAGAACCUGAGUCAUGUCGCCCGCAAAAAAAAGAAAUUCAAGUCGCCCGGAGAAACAAGUACUUAAAAGAUCACACUUAGAGACUGUAAAUGGGCAAUAAAGUUGAGAAAUCGUUAUCACUAAA
Molecule: messenger RNA, 5139 nt
Organism: Stylophora pistillata
Lineage: Eukaryota; Metazoa; Cnidaria; Anthozoa; Scleractinia; Pocilloporidae
Product: cell adhesion molecule DSCAM
Biological process (GO): cell-cell adhesion
Molecular function (GO): protein binding
Source: RefSeq, a predicted model, not a curated record